AUGUCCUCAAGCUCCGCCAAUCAACCGACGUCUUCUGGAUCAUCUUCAGCAGCUGCCUCUACUAAUCCGCCAACACAAUCGUCCAUCUCUCAAGUCUCGCUAUCGAUGCUUCACGAUGUUCCAUCGAUUCCUCAAUUGGUUCUACACGGCAGCAUCACAAAUUUCACGAUUGGGGCGUCGAAUUUCAAUGUGGCCGAAAAGAGCGAACAAACUGAUUCGGAAAAGACGGACUUCGUUCAAAAAAUCCAAGAAUUAGAGCAACAACUGAUGGAAAGGAACGAGUUAAUGCAGAAAGCACUCGAAUCGGAGAACAAACUGAAAGAAGAUAUGAGGAGACUGUUGGAGAGAAAUGAAGAGCAAAUAACAGAAAAUCAAAUACUGAAAAACCAGAAUCAUCAAUUGAAAGAAGACAUGAAGGAACAGAUGAAGACGAAUAUGGAACUAUUCACAGAAAAUCAGUAUCUGAAGACUCAGAAUAAUCAAUUGAAAGAAAAUAUGGAGGAACUGAUGAAGAGAAAUGAGGAAUCGACCACGGAAAUUCGGAUUCUGAAGAGUCAGAAUCAACAAUUGAAGACCGAAACCGAAAUCAUGCGACAACGCGCACAACACAGCGAAGAAGAAAUGAGCAUGCCAAGAUGGAAGAAGCGAGGGAGCUCAAUGUCAAACUAG
Molecule: messenger RNA, 669 nt
Organism: Caenorhabditis remanei
Lineage: Eukaryota; Metazoa; Nematoda; Chromadorea; Rhabditida; Rhabditidae
Exons: 2
Coding region: 1-669 (222 amino acids)
Source: RefSeq, a predicted model, not a curated record